Molecule: messenger RNA, 1215 nt
Organism: Colletotrichum fioriniae
Lineage: Eukaryota; Fungi; Ascomycota; Sordariomycetes; Glomerellales; Glomerellaceae
Biological process (GO): transmembrane transport
Cellular component (GO): membrane
Molecular function (GO): transmembrane transporter activity
Source: RefSeq, a predicted model, not a curated record
AUGGCACAUUUGCUCAUCAACCCCUUCAAGGUUGGACCUCUUCUUCUUUCACCACUCAGCGAGUUCUACGGUCGACGCCCAGUAUUCUACUACGCCAACAUCUUCUACACCCUCACGCACGUCGGCAGCGCCCUGUCCCCUAACAUUGGAUGUCUCCUCGCAUUCCGCAUAAUUUCCGGCUUCGGCGCCUCAGCUUGCUUCUCCGUCGCAGGUGGAAUGCUAGCGGACCUCUACGACAUUCAUCAGCGCGGCGUCCCUAACGCAAUCAUCACGACAGGGUCUCUAUUUGGACCCGUGCUCGGGCCCUUGUUCGGGGGUAUCAUUACACAGCGCGCAGGCUGGCGCUGGAUAUUUUGGGCACUCCUAAUUGCUUCUGCCAUUGUGACGGUUCUCAUGAACUUGUUCACGCCAGAGACGAAUGUACACAUCAUCUUGCGUCGGAAGGCAUUGAGAGUCGGAAAGGAGACGGGAAGGACGGACUUGCUGAGCUUCUAUGACAACCAGGUUGGGACCUCGUCCAAGAAGAACCCUCAGACACUAGGACAGGCGCUCCGUCGCCCUUGGAAGAUGUUAUUCCGCUCACCCCUCGUGCCGAUAUUUUGCGUCAUGACGGGCUUCAUCUCAGCUCUUCUAUACAUCCUGCUCACAUCCACAUCUUCAUUCUUCCAAGAAGUCUACGGCUGGCCUCUCGAGACAGCCGGGCUCGCCUACCUAGGCCUCGGCUUCGGAAGUCUGGUCGGUCUACUCCUAUUCGCCAAAACCUCAGAUCUCAUCGCCGCACGACUCGCAAAGAAGAAUGGCGGCCUAUACCAGCCAGAAAUGAGACUGGUUACCGCCUUUAUCCCAGCCCUGUUUAUCCCCGUCACCUUUUUCUGGUACGGCUGGUCGACAUACGCGAUGACGCAUUGGGUUGUCCCCUUGAUCAGCUUGGCGCCGUUUGGCUUUGCUCAGGUCGGGAUCAACGCGUCUUCUCAGGCUUACUUGAUUGACGCCUCCGGGCCCUUUGCAUCUUCUUCGUACGCUUGCGUUACGUCGGCUCGCUGUCUCAUAGGUGGGUUCCUUCCUCUGGUUGGACCUAGUCUAUACAGAAACCUUGGCCUAGGAUGGGGCAAUUCAGUGCUUGGGUUUGUUAGUUUGGCCAUGGUACCGAUUCCUCUGCUUUUGUAUCGAUAUGGACAAAGACUUAGAGAGAGGAGCCCUCUGGACAGGGCAUAG